GCCCCCCCGGUUAAUGCAAAAAAAUGGCCAUCGUCAAGGAUAGUGCAACGUUCUUCCAGCACGGCAACUCCGCCCAGUUCGACUACGUGCUCAAGCUGUACCCGAAAGCUUUAAAGCUGAAGGCAGAAACGCGCGGCAACGGCAAAAAGGCAGACAAACUGCUGCGUCUCGAAAAGUGGUACCAGAACGAUCUGCCCAAGUUGAUCAAAACCCGUGGCCGCGAUGCACACUUGCUGCACGAAGAGUUGGUGCAAACGAUGGAGUGGAAGCAGACGCGGGGCAAGUUCUAUCCGCAGCUGUCCUAUUUGAUCAAAAUCAACACACCGCGCGCGGUGGUGAUGGAAACGAAGAAAGCCUUCCGAAAGCUGCCAAAUCUCGAACAAGCGCUAAAUGCUCUCUCGAACUUGAAGGGCGUCGGGAUCACGAUGGCUUCGGCGCUGCUAGCUGCCGCUGCACCAGAGAGCGCACCGUUCAUGGCCGAUGAAUGUUUAAUGGCGAUUCCCGACAUUGAGGGUAUUGACUAUACGACCAAGGAGUAUCUAAAGUUUGUCACACACAUCCAGCAAACAAUGGAACGGUUAAAUCUCGAGGAGGAUAAUAACGGUGCGGCCGAAGAAUCGACGAACGAGAAGCAGGAUGGUACGGCUAAUGGUGGUAGUGGUGGCGGUGGAACGGAAAAUGACGGGGAAGGCAGUGAGGGUGCAAAGGAAGCGGCGGUAGUUGGAAAGGAAGGCAAGGGGGGUGAUACGACCGAAAAUGGUGGUGGUGCUCCGGGAAAGACGGCGGCCGGACCAAAGCCCAAGAAAUGGUCAGCACAUUCGGUGGAGUUGGCCCUGUGGACGCAUUACGUCGUGUCGGAUCUGCAACCGGAAUUGCUUGGUGGCAUGCCUGGCAAUGGUAAUGGUGUGGCGGCGCCCGCUGUUGACGAUGAUGCUGCUCAAAACGGAAUCUCGAAAGAGGACGACGACGAUGAGGAUGACGUAGCCGACGAUGAGGAGGUUGACGGGGACAACGGGCUAGCGGAGGACGAGGGCAAUACGAACGAUGAAAACUCUCGCACCGCUAUGAUGGAAUCUUCCGAAUCGGAAAGCAACGAAGCGGCGGCGGCGGCUGUGGUUGUGUCGAACGGCAAAAGCACGUCGGGUUCGAGUGGUUCCGCUCAGGAAGACGAGGAAAAGCUCGUCGACGGUGAGGAUACGUCUAAGGAUGCUACAGAUAACAGCAGCACGGCCGUUACGAUGACAGAACUAACGAACAAUGGUACCUCGUCGGUAGUGGCGGAACCGAUGGCGACAUCCACCACCACGACAGCCACUUCCGUCCACACGCAAGAAUCGCCGCUCGCGGUGGAUAGUACGGACGGUACGAAAGUAUCCGACGAUAGCUUAGUGGGCACAAAAGGCGCACUUAGCACGGCCAGUCCCAUUGCCGAUAGUACCGAAUCUGAAGCACCGAUCACCAUCGAUGGUAGCAGCAGUAAUGGCAGCAACAAACGUCCCCUCUGCUGCGAGGAUAAUGGCGAAGACAAGCCCGAACUAAGCGCCCACAAGUUAAUAAAGCUGUAGAGAGGAACAAGUCAAUAUAGCCACACAU
Anopheles maculipalpis is the source of this 1593-nucleotide messenger RNA. RefSeq lists its product as uncharacterized. The record is from RefSeq and is a predicted model, not a curated record. Lineage: Eukaryota; Metazoa; Arthropoda; Insecta; Diptera; Culicidae. Bases 24 to 1565 code for a protein of 513 amino acids. The transcript is spliced from 2 exons.